CGCCCGGUUCAGGAACUACAUGAGAUCAUACAGCCUAUGCAUGAGAUGCUACAUGGGGUAGCUACAAAGUUACCCAAAAUCAAGACACGUACAACGUGUGACGUUCUCAAUUGUAGAUCGCUUUUUGAUAGAUUUUAUUUCAACCGAAAAUAAAUAAAUUGAACACUCGGAAACGUUUCGAAUGUUGAACGCACCAAAGGGGGCAGAACCUAACUUCCGGGUAGCGACAAAGCUUGGGGGCAAGCUGCAAAUCAAACCAUGAAUUUUUGUAAAGGCAUUCGGUCCCACGUCCGGAGAAGUCUGUGCUAUGUCAAGCCUUUACGUCCUGCGUGUCGAGCAUCAGAGAGACACCUCUGCACAUCAAAAAACGACGAGGUACGUCUGGCAGAAGAGGCGAGCCGGAAAUAUGGGUCUCCAACUCCAACCAUUUUUUCCAAAGUGAUUGACAAGAGUAUUCCUGCAGAUAUAAUUUAUGAGGAUGAAAAGUGUGUUGCCUUCAGAGAUAUCGGCCCUCAAGCCCCUGUGCACUUUCUGGUCAUUCCCAGAGUCCCUAUUCCAAGAAUAAGUGAGGCCAAAGAUGAUGAAGCUGAGCUUUUAGGGCACCUCCUGGUGGUUGCAAAGAAUGUGGCAAAGAAAGAGUCCUUAGAGGAAGGUUACAGAGUGGUGAUCAAUGAUGGGAAGCAUGGGGCCCAGUCCGUGUACCACCUUCACAUCCACGUUCUGGGAGGGAGACAGAUGAGAUGGCCUCCAGGCUAGAAGAUGUCUGUUUUUGUCCAGGAUUACUUGUUGACCUUGGCCUUAGAGACAACCUCAUGAUCUGCUUGAAAAAAAAAACAAUUAUUUGAACCGAUGUGGACAAAUGAUUUAUUAUGUAUUCAGAAGAAUGUAAAUAAAUGUACAGUUGAAAAGAAA
Molecule: messenger RNA, 912 nt
Organism: Osmerus eperlanus (European smelt)
Lineage: Eukaryota; Metazoa; Chordata; Actinopteri; Osmeriformes; Osmeridae
Gene: hint2
Product: histidine triad nucleotide binding protein 2
Exons: 5
Coding region: 259-756 (165 amino acids)
Cellular component (GO): cytoplasm; mitochondrion
Molecular function (GO): hydrolase activity
Source: RefSeq, a predicted model, not a curated record